Blumeria graminis f. sp. triticale is the source of this 1272-nucleotide messenger RNA. Lineage: Eukaryota; Fungi; Ascomycota; Leotiomycetes; Helotiales; Erysiphaceae. The record is from the annotation of a GenBank genome assembly.
AUGGAAAAUCUCUUUAAGUCUCAAUAUUCCCUACCACCCAGCGAUACUAUGAGCUCCGAACAAUUGGGUAUUGCAUGGCUUAAUUUUCCUAAUUCUCCGGAAAAACGCACGCCACAACCUCUAGUAAGGAAAUCAAAAGUCGUCUGCGGACAAAAGUCAUCAUUCCUUUCACAGCCCGGCCAUUCAAGACUAGAAGAUGUCGAAGAAGGUCUCCGUCAAGGGAAAAGAUGGGGAGAGCCAAAUGUAGAACGCAACCCACCCAAACGCCGAAGAGGCCCGAACAAAAAUCAAAAGGUUUUGACUGAGGAGGAGCGAAAGAGGAAGAAAGAAAAAGCCCUCUGUAGAAACGCGGAAUCAGCAAGAACCUGUCGGGGAAAGCGGAAACAAGCAGAAGAAAGACUGAAGUCUAUGAGUCUAAAUAUGGAAAGGGAAUUCCAUCAAUUGUGUCAGAUUCGGGGAGAGUUGAGCCAAGAGUUGUUCACACUUUUGGAACAAGCUAGGAAAAUUAAAGAUCCACCACUGGCUGAAGCUCUCGAUCAAGCAACUGCACGCCUUUCUGCGCUCAUAGUCCCUUGCCAAGACUGGCCCAAGAUUUUGGAAAUCAGUCCUAGAUGGCCCCCGACAUCACCAUAUCCUUCACGCCAUCGCGCUAAUUCUUCCACACACUCGAAAGAUAAUGCAGUAGAUAUACCGCCUGCAAUUAAAUGCCCCUUGCCAGACUCUGAAGGCACGCAUGUCGAAAAUAACUCGCCUGGGCAAUGUUCAGAUCUCGCUAAGCUGCGAAGUGGCUCAUCCACCCGUCAUUCGCCGCAGAUCGAAUCUAAUGUUAGUAAUAUUAAUACGCCGAUCUCUAUGGUAUCACUAGCAACCGACGAUGAGGCUGUUGCCCUACAAUACCAACUGGCUAACUCACCCAACCCAUUCAUGGAUGAAAUUAUCCCCCAUGACGGCUUUGUGAGAGUUCCAAGCGGAGAAUUUCAAGCCAGUGCACGGGCGUCGGUGAGUGGUCAACCUAUUGGUGAUGGAAAAUCUCUUGGUUAUGUCUUUCCCCUGUCGCCACUGCCUCAGUUGAACGAGCAGUAUUGCUCCCCGUUUAAUAGCCCCUUGUUCACGCACCCGACACCCCCACCCUUCGAUUUCAACACUCGGACGUCGUUCGUGAACCCGUUCUCUCACACAUUUUCAGAUCAGCCUCUAGCACAGGUUUCGCCCGAGUCAACUGGCUCCCAUCAGUUGGAGUGUGCCAUCGCGCAACUGGCUAAUUACACUUGA